Molecule: messenger RNA, 1588 nt
Organism: Glycine soja
Lineage: Eukaryota; Viridiplantae; Streptophyta; Magnoliopsida; Fabales; Fabaceae
Product: WAT1-related protein At5g47470-like
Exons: 9
Coding region: 231-1397 (388 amino acids)
Cellular component (GO): plasma membrane
Molecular function (GO): transmembrane transporter activity
Source: RefSeq, a predicted model, not a curated record
ACUUCUUUUCUACCCUAAGUCCCUAAAAGAUGAACAGGUUCCUCUUUGCCUUGCUCAUCUUCUUCAACUGUUAUAUAGUGCUCUUGCUCUAUUGACCCUUCCCCACUCGAUGCCUGGUCUAUACCAUGCACCAAAAGAAAAUUGUGCAUGGAUCUAUUUAGCCUCGCUUUGUCUCCGCACAACAGCUUGAGCAAUUGGUAAGGAAUUUGGUUCACCAAGAGGAACAGAUCAUGAUGCAACCGCAGCUGCUGCCCAGCGCUGCGUUUGAGUUCUUUCUCUGGAUAAUCCGAAUCCAGGGAUUUGUCCAACGCCUGAAGCACCGAACACCCAUCCACCACCAGCAUUUCUUCCACUCGCAGAUAUGCCGCGGCCCACAUAACCGUAGUAGGGAUCCAACUAUCCUAGUAAAGGGGAAUGCUGUGUUGCUCAGUUAUCUUAUGUCUUUGGGCCUCGAAUCUCUUACCCUUGUCAUUUUUACUUCCUUUGCUACCUUCCUUAUUCUCCUACCCCUUGCCUUCUAUUAUGAAAGGUAUAAAUGGCCAACGAGAGUCAGUUUCAAGUUGCUUAUACAGCUUCUCUUGCUUUCGUUAGGAGGGGUAACAUUGUUCCAGUCUCUAUUCCUUAAAGGAAUCAAUCUAACCUCGCCAGCAAUGGGAACAGCCAUGCCAAACCUUGCACCAGGUCUUAUCUUCAUCAUCGCAUGGAUUUUUCGGUUGGAAAAAGUCGACUUGAGCUGCACAUAUAGUAGAGUGAAAAUCAUUGGCACAUUCCUUUGUGUCUUGGGGGCUCUCACAAUGAGCAUACUGCAAAGCAUCUCUACAACACCUAUUACCGCUAAAGAGGGAACAAUUCAAUUAUUAUCUCCACCAAAUGUAACGUUUGACAGACACAAGAUAAUCGGUUGUCUCUAUCUCUUGGUCGCAAUCCUCAUAUUAUCAAGCAACAUUGUCCUCCAGGCCUUUACUCUAGGAGAUUUUCCUGCACCGAUGUCCUUGUGUGCAAUAACUUCGUUUUUCGGGACGUUCAUGACUGCCGCAGUUCAAUUAGUUGAAGAUCACGAAUUCAAAACAGGUUGGCCAAUUGUGGGUGUUGGAGACAUGAUUGCCUAUUCUCUUCUGGCAGGUGCAGUGAAUGGAAUAUGCUUGAGCGUCAAUGGUUGGGCACUUGAGAAGAGAGGGCCAGUGUUGAUCUCCAUGUUCAGCCCUAUUGGCACAGUCUGCUCUGUCAUUUUCUCAGUUGUUACUCUAGGACAAACCAUUAAUAUUGGAAGCUUUGCCGGUAUGUUCCUCAUGUUCACUGGGCUCUACUUUGUGCUUUGGGCCAAAGGGAAAGAAGGCUUUGCAAAAGGAGGUGGCUUAGAGAGUGAGUAUGAUGCAGAGAAGCCUCUCUUAAGUUAACGUUUUUUCUAAUGUCAAAAGUAGUAUGUAGUAAUGUAUAGUAUAGUAUGUACUUAUUUUAACCAUAGAAACAGAGUAAAUAAAAUAGAAGUCCAAUUCAUAAGGUUUUCGGAUAAGGUGCUGUGUUAUAUUAUGUGGCAAACUUACUUCUAAUUAAAUAAGCGAGGCAAUUAGAUUAAAGCGGUUAAUCA